AUGUCGAUCGGCCUAUCAUCUCCUGCGCGGUACUCGCUUAGCUACGUUGACUCACUACUCACCGAUUUCACACAAUUCCCUCAGAAAUCUAUCCAGUUUGUUUUCCAGAGACUACUUGUUGCUUGUGGGGCGGACUGUGGUUCGCCUGCAGUGCACUGUGCGCGAGUACUUCUUUCCGCCGUCGGAUUUGGUCAACUAUUACCGGCUGGUCCACGGCGAUCUCUCGACGAGUCAACUGCGGCACAGCUGAUAUUCCUUAUUGUUAAAUUUGCUACGGAAGAGCAACCGAGUCGGAGCAUUCUCGAACUAGCUGGUGCUCGGCAUAUUUUCAACGCUCUUACUGAUCGCGUCAGUGCCGAGCUUCAAGACGCUGAGGCCGUCAACGAUAACCAACUUCCAGUGUUGGUUCAGUCGGUAUCAUCUAAGGUACCACAGUUCGUUGAGUAUUUUUCCGUUCUUCCAUCAGCAUCUGACAUUCAGCUGUGUCUUUUCUGGGUUUCGGUGUCUCCUGGCAAGGCCGCCAAUCUUAUAAAACCAUUUAUUGGACAACUUCUUCAUAACUUUUUUGUUAUAAUCGUAUCUUCUAAAGAGAAGACGGUGAUUCGUUCAGAAUUCGUUAUUCGUUGCAUUACAGCGUAUUUAGAAGUUGAUUACGAUAUCAGUACCCUUGUAGUGACGUUUUUGCGAAAUCACAUCGCCGAAGACCAGAAGCACAUAUUCAACUCGUUUCUUGGCCAAGUUCUUGCAAAGGCAGCUAAGCUGUCGUCAGAAGUCGAUAAAGAGGCACUCGUAACACAAGUGGAGCAGCUUUGUGCAACUGGGACUUACAAUUCAGCGGCCAAGAGAGCUCUGUUUGAGUCAUCGAACAUGUUGCUUGUAGGGGUUGUUCAGGCUGCUGGAAGCUCAUGUACCAGCACUGAGGAGGCAUUCCGAUCGCGCUUGAACGACAUGACAAUGACGGAAGCCACCUGUUUUACUCCGCCUAUGGUUGCGCUGGCAUUAAUUUCAUUUCUUGAUGGUGGCCCAAACAAAGCAUCAGUGCAGGCGAAGAGACAUGCAAGCUUUGAACGAGCUGGCCCUGGUGUUUCUGAACUUGAUGUCACGGAAGAUCCUCCGUGGAAUGGCAAGGUGUUCGCUGCUGUCGUCAGUGAAAGGAAUCCAAAUUUGGACUGGUAUGAGGUUUUUGACUGUCUCGAUGAUGUACAAAUGCUUGUAACUCGGCGUCAAUCCCUAGUAACAUUAACCGAUGCACUAAGGACUGGAUUACGAGAAAGACCAUUCCCUAUCGCGAGGGAAGCGCAGUUGUCCUUGGUAUCAUGCAUGGUAGAAAACCCUGAUGUGUUUUGCAUUGCUGAUUACCCACAUCGCAGCGUCCCAACUAGCUUGCUGAAGAACAUGCCUGAUGAAAACGACAGGUUGCUGGCGCCAUGGUGUUGUGUCGAGUUAACAGAGUUACUGUUGACGAUGGCCGGUGAACAGAAUGUGCAAACUGCUGCCAUUCGUUUGCUACAUGGUGCUCUUGAAAAAUGGCCGGAUGUGGUUUUACUAGCACUGUUUCAAGUUCCGGUGAGUAUUUUUCUAAAUUGA
Messenger RNA from Angiostrongylus costaricensis, 1587 nucleotides. The record is from the annotation of a GenBank genome assembly. NCBI's taxonomy places the organism in Eukaryota, Metazoa, Nematoda, Chromadorea, Rhabditida, Metastrongylidae.